This is a messenger RNA of Psilocybe cubensis, 1410 nucleotides long. RefSeq lists its product as uncharacterized. Gene Ontology annotation, cellular component: nucleus; cytoplasm. The record is from RefSeq and is a predicted model, not a curated record. The transcript has 9 exons. NCBI's taxonomy places the organism in Eukaryota, Fungi, Basidiomycota, Agaricomycetes, Agaricales, Agrocybaceae. Gene Ontology annotation, molecular function: 5'-flap endonuclease activity; 5'-3' exonuclease activity; DNA binding. Bases 1 to 1410 code for a protein of 469 amino acids.
AUGGGUAUUAAAGGUUUGACCGCUUUGCUCUCCCAACACGCUCCCAAUGCCAUCAAGGAACAUGAAAUUAAAACUUUGUUUGGUCGAAAAGUUGCGAUAGAUGCCUCCAUGUCUAUCUACCAAUUCCUCAUCGCUGUUCGCCAAAGGGACGGCGAAAUGUUGCAGAACGAUGCUGGCGAGACGACGAGUCAUUUGAUGGGCUUUUUCUAUCGAACAAUCCGUAUAGUGGAAAAUGGAAUUAAACCAGCGUAUGUUUUCGAUGGAAAACCCCCGGAGAUGAAAAAGGGAGUGCUCUCCCAACGUUUUGCCAAACGUGAAGAAGCUAAAGCAGAAGGUGAAGAAGCGAAAGAAACUGGCACUGCAGAAGAUUUGGAUCGAUUUUCGCGUAGAACGGUCAAAGUGACGCGUGAGCAUAACGAAGAGUGUCGUCGUCUACUGAAACUCAUGGGUAUUCCUGUUGUUAUCGCCCCAUCGGAAGCCGAAGCCCAAUGUGCUGAACUUGCUCGUGGUGGAAAGGUUUACGCGGCAGGCUCAGAAGAUAUGGAUACCCUUACGUUCAACGCGCCUAUUCUUCUCCGCCAUCUCACUUUCUCAGAAGCCAAGAAACAACCUAUUAGUGAAAUCAAUCUUCAAGCUGCCUUGGAUGGUCUCGAAAUGAAUAUGGAUCAGUUUAUUGACCUAUGUAUACUUUUGGGUUGCGAUUAUCUUGAACCUAUAAAAGGUAUCGGCCCCAAGUCAGCGCUCAAACUUAUCAAAGAGCAUGGCAGCCUGAAAGCAGUUAUCAAACAUCUCCGGGAAAAGUCAGCGACCAAAAAGGCCGCUGAGGAUUCCGAGCCUGAAGAUGCUGCUUCGGAUGCGGAAGAGGCUGCCCCCACCUCGGAUGUCGAACUGCCUGACAAAGAUAGCGACGACGAAGAUUUCAAGGAGAAAGAAGAAGAAAAGGGGACCUCUGAUGAGGAAGCACCAAAAAAGAAAAAACUCGCCUCCAAGGCUAAAGUUGUACCCAGCAAAGGGAAAGGCAAGGGGAAAGGCAAAGGGGGAAUAACAGUGCCUGACGAAUGGCUAUGGGAAGAUGCCAAAAAAAUCUUUCAAAAACCCGACGUGCUACCUGCAGACCAGGUUGAGUUAGAAUGGAAAAACCCGGAUGUAGAUGGUCUCGUCGACUUCCUAGUGAAAGAAAAAGGCUUCAACGAGGAUCGUGUCCGCAAAGGCGCUGAGAAGCUCACCAAAUUCCUCAACAGUAAACAGCAAGGGCGUCUCGACGGCUUUUUCACAGUGAAACCCAAAGAGAAAGCUCCUCCUGCCAAAGGGAAAGAAAAGGGCAAAUCCGAUGCCAAAGGGAAGGGUACAAAGCGAAAGGGCGACGAAAAAGCUGAAAGUAGCGGUGUAAAGAAACCACGGAAAAAGUGA